This is a messenger RNA of Sinocyclocheilus grahami, 2552 nucleotides long. RefSeq names its product plakophilin-1-like. Gene Ontology annotation, molecular function: protein binding. The transcript is spliced from 13 exons. Gene Ontology annotation, cellular component: plasma membrane; adherens junction; cytoplasm. Lineage: Eukaryota; Metazoa; Chordata; Actinopteri; Cypriniformes; Cyprinidae. Gene Ontology annotation, biological process: cell-cell adhesion. The coding region runs from base 7 to 2343 and encodes 778 amino acids. The record is from RefSeq and is a predicted model, not a curated record.
GCGUGGAUGAGGGCAGGACCAGGUGAAGCUCUCUGUGAGUCAAACCCUGAAUCAAACACAGAGCAGCCAGACGGAGCAGAUAGUUGGAGCUUUACGAAUUGGACCUCGCCUGUCUCUGGAGUGGAGACAAAAGCCAAAAUGAUGCCCGAACCUUUAAAAUCGGCUCUGUCCAUCGGAGAUGUGGAGGACACGUCUCUCGCGCUUCCGUCCGACCACGAGCUGAGAUCCGCGCAGCAGCGAGUUCUGGAGCAGGUUCACACCAUCAAGAGGAGCAAGUCCAAAUACAGCAGCAAAAGCGUGUCCGGACUCACUUCCCCCACCAGCCCUGAAAGUGACGGUGUGUUUUACGACUUCAAGUUUUCUCCCAGCACGUCUCUCAGCGGACCCUCGUUCAGCAGAGGAGGAACCAUGACAAAUGGGACUAUGCAAAGGCAAGGCUUUAUGCGCCAGUCCACCAACUCCCGCAGCUUCAGCGGUCAGCGGGUGACCAGUGGCUCAGGCAAGUUAGAUCGGUCCUUCUACAGCGUCAAUGGGACCCUCCCUACCCAAACCCGGACCAAUAACCAACUGUACAACUACCAAGCCACCCGCAGCGCUCCAGACCUGGGCUUCCAGUCCACCGCCAACGGCGGCGCCGCCAGCACUCUACGCACCCAAACCACCCGACAGACCUUCAACAGGGUGCCGAACAGUCAACCUGCCCAGGCUCUCGGUAAUGGCACUUUGGCCAGAAUGUCUAACAGCAAUCAGGCCAUCACCAUGCGGGCCGUCAGACGCCCGUCUUCCCUGCAGUCCAACGGAGAGGCCAGGAUGUCCUUGAUCAGAACCGGACAGGCCAAGGAUAUCUCUGCGAUGAACGCAGAGAAGCUUCUGGCCGAUAUGACGAUGCAAGAUGCGGUUGAAUAUCUCUACAACACGGAAGAGAGCUUCCAGCUGUGUGGAGCCGCUUACAUCCAGCAUAGCACCUUCACCGAUGACAAGGCCAAGCAAGAGGUGUUGACUCUGAAGGGCAUUCCUCCGCUGGUCAACCUGUUGAGCAGCUCCAAUCCUCAGGUCCAGGAGACGGUGGCCGCUGCCCUGAGGAAUGUGGUCUUCAAAAACCAGGCCAACAAGGAGGAAGUGCAGCGCUGCGGAGGAAUCACACAGAUUGUGCAGCUGCUCGGCAAUUCCAACUCUGAGACACAGAAACACCUGACAGGUCUCCUGUGGAACCUGUCCUCUGCGGAUAAUCUUAAGGCGGAUCUGCUCCGCAUUGCCCUGCCCGCACUCACCGAGAAAGUCAUCGAGCCGUUUUCAGCAAGUACAGACGACAACUCCAACACCAGCCUGGCACCAGAGGUCUUCUACAACGCCUCGGCAUGCCUUCGCAACCUGAGCGCCUCCAAACUGGCGAACCGACAAGCCAUGCGCAACUGCAAAGGCCUCAUCGACUCGCUCAUGCGCUACACAGAGAACUGCGUAAAUGCCGGGACGCCUGACAACCCGUCUUUGGAGAACUGCGUCUGCAUUCUGCACAACCUCACCUACCAGCUGGAGACCGAGAUGCCCUCUCUCUUCACUAAAAUAAACACGCUGGCCGGUUACGCUCGCAAUCGCUCCAGCUCAUCAGACACCGGUCCGAUCGGCUGCUUCAGCUCCCAGAGCCAAAAACUGCAGCAGGAGAGUGGCUUUGACUAUCCAGUGAUGGAGGACAACAAUCCUAAAGGUGCCGGCUGGCUCUUCCACUCCAAAGCCUUGCAGAUGUUCCUCAAUCUGUUGAGCUCCAGUGAAAAAGGCGCCACACUUGAGGCCAGCUGUGGAGCACUGCAGAACCUCACAGCCACUGAUGGCUUAGUAUCGAAUGUAUUGAGUCAUACAAUCGUCCAGAAGCUCAACGGUCUUAAGUACAUCAGUCCGUUGUUGCAAUCGACCAAUCCCGCUCUACAGAACAGCGCAGUCGCUCUGCUCGGGAAUCUGUCCAGAUCCACACGAACAAACAAAACCAUGGCUCGUCAGACUCUCCCACAGCUGGUCGGGUUCCUGAACUCAGGGCUCACAAAGGGCGACUCCUCGCCUGAAUACGACAGCACCAUGGCCACAGCUCUAAACAGCGCACACGCCCUGAUGAAGGCCGACCCUGAGAUCGGCAAGAGUCUGCUGAACAACAGCCUGAUCAACUCCCUCAACAACAUGAGUCUCAAUCUGGGUCUGCCGAAGUCCAGCACUGCGGCAGGAGUUCUUCUUCACAGUCUGUGGUCAGAAAAGAAUAUUCAGAGUUACCUUAAAAGGCAAGGCAUGAAUAAGAAAUCCUUUGUGAAUGACAUAACGUCGGCAGCUUUCAGAUCUCUUCAAGUGGUCGACUAAGAGAAGCACUUUACAAACAAACUGCAUUUUAAUUGCAUUGCAUUUUAAUUUUGGUGAAGUAUUGCAGAGGAAAUGUAAGAAUGAGCUUUUAUUUCUUUUGGGGCGGUAGAUGCUUUUUGUAACGAUGCAUAACAAAUGCAAUGACAAAAACAUAAUUUUUUUUUUUUGUUCUAUUUCUCAAGACCAUAGUGUUUUCAUUCAGUUAAGAU